Molecule: messenger RNA, 5142 nt
Organism: Melopsittacus undulatus (budgerigar)
Lineage: Eukaryota; Metazoa; Chordata; Aves; Psittaciformes; Psittaculidae
Gene: C3
Product: complement C3
Exons: 40
Coding region: 4-5058 (1684 amino acids)
Cellular component (GO): extracellular region
Molecular function (GO): endopeptidase inhibitor activity; protein binding
Source: RefSeq, a predicted model, not a curated record
CCCAUGGGUGCUGCUAUAAAGGGGCCCCCCCAGCACCGCCCCCCCGCAGCCAUGGGGGGCACUAUGGGGCUGCUGCUGCUGCUGCUGCUGAGCGUGGCCUCGGGCCAGGCCCAGAUGGUGACGCUGGUGACGCCGGCGGUGCUGCGGUUGGAGGCGGAGGAGCUGGUGGUGCUGGAGGCUCCAGGGCUCUCGGCCGCUGCCGACGCCACCGUCAUGGUGCAGGACUUCCCCCACAAGCGCCACGUGCUCCACCAGAGCCGUGUGGGGCUGAGCCCGCAGGGGGGGAUGAUGGCAAACACCACCAUCAAGGUGUCAGCCAAGGCGCUACCGGCGUCGGCAGAGAAGAGGUUCGUGUCGGUGAGUGUGCGCUUGGGCCAGGCCAGCCUGGAGAAGGUGCUGCUGGUGGCACCGCAGAGCGGACACAUCUUCCUGCAGACUGACAAGCCCAUCUACACCCCUGGCUCCACCGUGCUCUGCCGCCUCUUUGCCCUGGACCACCUCCUGCAGCCGGUGUCCAAGACGGUGAUCGUGGAGGUGCAGACCCCCGACAACAUCAUCAUCAAGCAAGUGCCUGUGUCCUCGCCCAUGAAAACCGGCAUCUUCUCCCUCAACCACAACCUGCCUGACGUGGUCAGCCUGGGGACCUGGACCAUCAUGGCCAAGUUCGAGGAUGCUCCGGAGCAGGUGUUCAGCAGCCAGUUUGAGGUCAAGGAGUAUGUGCUGCCGAGCUUCGAGGUGGUGCUGGAGCCGGAGAAGAGGUUCCUGUACAUUGACCAGAAGGAGGACUUCCGAGUGUCCAUCACAGCCAGGUACCUCUAUGGGAAGCGUGUGCAGGGCUCAGCCUUCGUCCUCUUCGGUGUCAUGGUGGAUGACGAGAAGAAGAGCAUCCCCCAAUCCCUGCGCCGGGUCCAGGUGAUGGAGGGGGAUGGAGAAGCCGCGUUGUCCAUGGCCACCCUACGGGAGAGGUUCCCCAACCCUGCGGAGCUGGUGGGACAUUCCCUCUAUGUGUCCAUCACCGUCCUCACGGAGUCAGGCAGUGACAUGGUGGAGGCCCAAUGCAGCGGCAUCCGCAUCGUGACGUCCCCAUACACGAUCCACUUCACCCGCACCCCAAAGUACUUCAAGCCAGGGAUGCCCUUCGACCUGACGGUCUAUGUCACCAACCCGGACGCGUCCCCUGCCGCCCGUGUCACCGUCAAGGCUGAUGGUUUCCAGGGAGUGGUGUCCACACAACGCGAUGGCACAGCCAGGCUGGUGCUCAACAUGCCGACCAACAAGGACAGCGUCCCCAUCACUGUGCGGACGGCAGAGCCGGAGCUGCCGGAGCCGCGCCAGGCCUGGAAGCAGAUGGUGGCUGAAGCCUACCGGAGCCAGGGAGCAUCCGGGAACUUCCUGCACUUGGCUGUGGGGGCCACAGAGCUGCAGCUUGGGGACAACCUGCCUGUCAACUUCCACCUCAAGACCAACAACAACAACGUCCGCGACUCCGUGCCCUACUUCACAUACCUGAUCAUGAGCAAGGGCCACAUUGUCCACGUGGGGCGGCAGCGGCACGAGCCCGGCCAGAGCCUGGUGACCAUGUCCCUGCCGGUGACCGCCGAGCUGCUCCCGUCCUUCCGCAUCGUGGCCUAUUACCAUGUGCUGCCGGGAGAGAUCGUGGCCGACUCCAUCUGGGUGGAUGUCAAGGACACCUGCAUGGGCACCCUGGUGGUGAAGGGAGCGACGGAAGCCGACAACCGCGUGCACGAGCCAGGGACACCCAUGAGGCUCCGCAUCGAGGGCGACCACAAGGCUCAUGUGGGGCUGGUGGCCGUGGACAAGGGGGUCUAUGUGCUCAGCAAGAAGAACAAACUCACCCAGUCCAAGGUUUGGGACACGGUGGAGAAGGGUGACAUCGGCUGCACCGCGGGCAGCGGCCGGGACAACGUGGGGGUGUUCACUGAUGCUGGUCUCAGCCUGGUCACCAACGUGAAGCUCACGACACCGCAGAGAGCAGAGCUCAGCUGUCCCCAGCCUGCGCUCCGCAAGCGCCGCUCCGUGCAGCUCCUUGAGUACAAGGGCACCAAGGCGGCCGAGUACAAGGACAAGGCUCUGCGCAAGUGCUGUGAGGACGGGAUGAAGGAGAACCCCAUGGAGCACAGCUGCGAGCAUCGCUCCACCUACAUCCAGGAUGGGGACGCCUGUGUCCAGGCCUUCCUCGACUGCUGCAUCCACAUCAGGACCAUCCGCAGCCAGAAGCAGCGCCUGCUGCAGCUCCAGCUGGCCCGAAGGCGCGGGGUCCUGCAGGUACGGUCCAGAGGCCCCGUGUCCCCCCCAGGUGAGGUGGACGAUGGUUUCCUGGCCGAUGAGGACAUCACCUCCCGCAGCCUGUUCCCCGAGAGCUGGUUGUGGCAGGAGGAGCAGCUGAACGAGCCCCCCAAUGAGCUGGGGAUCUCCACAAAGACUCUCCCUGUGUACCUCAAGGACUCCAUCACCACCUGGGAGGUCCUGGCUGUCAGCAUCUCCAAGAACAAGGGGCUGUGCGUGGCCGACCCCUAUGAGAUCACAGUGAUGAAGGAGUUCUUCAUGGACCUGCGCCUGCCCUACUCGGUGGUGAGGAACGAGCAGGUGGAGAUCCGCGCCAUCCUCUACAACUACUGGACCCACAAGAUCACGGUGCGUGUGGAGCUGAUGCACAACCCAGCGCUGUGCAGCGCCUCCAGCAGCAAGCAGCGGUACCAGCAGGUGCUGAGCCUGGAGCCACAGUCCUCGUGGGCUGUGCCCUUCGUCAUCGUGCCCCUGGAGCUGGGGCUGCAGGAGGUGGAGGUGAAGGCGGCUGUGCAGGGUCGCUUCGUGGCUGAUGGGGUCAAGAAGAAGCUCAAAGUGGUGCCCGAAGGGAUGAGGGUGGAGAAGACAGUGAAGAUAAUUGAGUUGGACCCGAAGAAGAAGGGAGUCAAUGGGGUGCAGGAGGAGAGGGUGAAGGCCGCCAACCUCUCCGACAUCGUCCCCAACACCGAGUCGGAAACCAAAGUCAGCAUCCAAGGCAACCCCGUGUCCAUCCUGGUGGAGAAAGCCCUGGAUGGGGAGAAGCUGAAGCACCUCAUUGUGACACCCUCGGGCUGUGGGGAGCAGAACAUGAUCGGGAUGACCCCCACUGUCAUUGCCACCCAUUACCUGGACAGCACCUUGCAAUGGGAGAGCCUCGGGGUCGACCGCCGCGCCGACGCCAUCAACUUGAUCAAGAAGGGUUACACCCAACAGCUCGCGUUCCGGAAGCCCGAUGGUUCCUAUGCGGCCUUCAAGAACCGUCCAUCGAGCACUUGGCUGACCGCGUACGUGGCCAAAGUCUUCGCCAUGGCCACCAAGUUGGUAGACAUCGAGCCCGAGGUGGUUUGUGGGGCGGUCAAGUGGCUCAUCCUCAACAGGCAGAAGCCAGAUGGGAUCUUCCAAGAGGAUGCUCCUGUCAUCCAUAAGGAGAUGGUGGGAGGGUACCAGGGCGCUGAGCCCGAGGUGUCGCUCACAGCCUUCGUCCUCAUCGCGCUGGAGGAGGCUCGAGACGUCUGCAAGGACCACGUCAAUAGCCUGGACGGCGGCAUCACCAAAGCUGCCGAGUACCUGGCGCGGAGGUACCAGUCCCUGUCCCGGCCAUACACGGUGGCUCUGAGCUCCUAUGCCUUGGCCUUGACGGGGAAGCUCAGGAGCGAGAAGGUUCUCAUGAGGUUCUCCAAAGAGAACAGCCGCUGGGAGGAGCGCAACGCCUUCACCUACAACAUCGAGGGCACCUCCUAUGCGCUGCUGGCCCUGCUCCGCAUGGAGAAGCCGGAGCUGACGGGGCCGGUCGCGCGGUGGCUGGCGAAGCAGAACUACUUUGGUGGUGGCUACGGAUCCACCCAGGCCACCAUGCUGGUGUUCCAAGCCCUGGCCCAGUACCAGGUGGCAUCUCCGCGGGAGCUGAACCUGGACCUGGACGUGUCGGUGCUGCUGCCGCGGCGCGCCAACGCCAUCACCUACCGCAUCGAGAACCGCAACGCGCUGGUGGCGCGAGCCGCGGAGACCAAGUACAAUGAGGACUUCACGGUGCGGGCCGAGGGCACUGGCAAGGGGACCAUGACCGUGGUGACCGUGUACAACGCCAUCGUCCCCGAGAAGGACAACAAGUGUGACAGCUUUGACCUGCGGGUGCAAGUGGAGGAUGUGAAGAUGGGCAAGGAACGGGACGGUGCCAUCCGCUCCAUCAAGAUCACCAUCUGCACCAGGUACCUGGACAACGUGGAUGCCACCAUGUCCAUCCUUGACGUCUCCAUGCUCACAGGCUUCUUUCCUGAUGUCCAGGACCUGAAGAGGCUCACAGAUGGGGUAGACAGGUACAUCUCCAAGUUUGAGAUCGACCAAGCGCAGUCGGACCGCAGCAACGUUGUCAUCUACCUGGACAAGAUCUCACACAAGGCCGAGGAGUGCUUCUCCUUCAAGGCCCACCAGCAGUUCAAGGUGGGCCUGAUCCAGCCUGCGGCCGUCACCGUCUACAGCUACUACAAGAUCGACGACCGCUGCACCCGGUUCUACCACCCGGACAAGGAAGGGGGGAAGCUGAGCAAGAUCUGCUACAAGGACGUGUGCCGCUGUGCCGAAGAGAACUGCUUCAAGAGGAAGGAGGAUGAUGUCCCCUUGACAGUCAACCAACGCAUUGAGCGUGCCUGCGAGCCGGGAGUGGACUAUGUGUACAAGGCGAAGCUGGUGGCAAUGGAGGAGACGCCGUCCCAUGACAACUACAUCAUGAACAUCCUCUCCGUCAUCAAGAUGGGCACCGACGAGGACCCAGCGAGGAGCAACCGGACCUUCGUGAGCCACCGGCAGUGCCGCGAUGCUCUGAAGCUCCAGCUGGGGCAGGACUACCUGCUCUGGGGGCUGGGCACCGACAUGUGGGUCACCGGCAACCGCUUCUCCUACCUCAUCGGCAAGGACAUGUGGAUGGAGGCCUGGCCCUCGGAGCCCUCGUGCCAGGAGCCCGACCUGCAGCCCCUGUGCCAGGACAUGGUGGAGUUUGCUGAGGCCAUGACCAUGUUUGGGUGCCCCUCGUGAGCACCCAUGGGUGCUGCCCCCCCCCCCCCUUGGGUUGGGGUUAGAAACGGGCCUGGGGCUGUGUUGGGUCAUGGGGACACCGGG